Messenger RNA from Penicilliopsis zonata CBS 506.65, 3327 nucleotides. RefSeq lists its product as hypothetical. The transcript has 4 exons. Gene Ontology annotation, biological process: carbohydrate metabolic process; mannose trimming involved in glycoprotein ERAD pathway; endoplasmic reticulum mannose trimming. Bases 1 to 3327 code for a protein of 1108 amino acids. Gene Ontology annotation, cellular component: membrane; endoplasmic reticulum. The record is from RefSeq and is a predicted model, not a curated record. Gene Ontology annotation, molecular function: calcium ion binding; mannosyl-oligosaccharide 1,2-alpha-mannosidase activity. Lineage: Eukaryota; Fungi; Ascomycota; Eurotiomycetes; Eurotiales; Aspergillaceae.
AUGCGUGCGCGAUGUUGGUGCUUACAGAUGAUGUCUGCUCCUUGGACCGCAUGGAUAUUCUGGCUCCUUCUGCUGCCAUCAUGGAUCUCCAUGGCCGGAGGGAUGACUUUGAAUCAGAUCAAUGACCUUAGGACCGACACUGAACAUAUGUUCUACCAUGGCUUUAACAAUUACAUGAAACAUGCCUUUCCAGAGGACGAGCUACGCCCGCUGACUUGUCGCCCCUUGGUUCGCGACCGUGCAAAUCCAGCGCACAUCGAACUGAACGAUGUCCUGGGGAACUACUCCCUGACCUUGAUCGAUAGUCUGUCCAGCCUCGCGAUAAUGUCAUCGAGCAAUGACAGUGGUGCUAUAGCGUGGGCUCACUUCCAGGCCGGGGUGAAGGAUUUGGUCAGACUUUAUGGAGAUGGCUCGGAGGGCCCUGCUGGACAGGGCGAGAGGGCUCGUGGAUUUGAUAUGGACAGCAAGGUUCAAGUCUUUGAGACCGUUAUCAGAGGCCUAGGUGGACUGCUCAGCGCCCAUAUCUUCGCCGUCGGUGACCUUCCUAUAAGAGGAUACCACCCUCUAGACACAGAAGCAGCCUUUGCACAGGCAUGGGACAAAGGUUCUUUUUCCGAGCAUGAUCAUGGUAUCCAAUGGGAAAACGGGUUUGUCUACGAUGGCCAGCUCCUAAGACUUGCUGUGGAUUUGGCGAACCGCAUUCUACCCGCCUUCUACACUGAGACGGCUAUUCCUUACCCGCGCGUCAACUUGCGGUAUGGGGUCCCGUUCUAUGAAAACUCUCCACUGAAUUUGGAUCCUGUUUGUGAGAAGACGGGUGACAGGUCUUGCCAAAAAAGACGCCAGGGAAUACCUGAGAUCACAGAGACUUGCAGCGCGGGCGCUGGUAGUCUUGUCCUCGAAUUUACCGUUCUGAGCAGGCUCACUGGAGACGGUCGAUAUGAAGAGUUGGCUAAAAGAGCAUUUUGGGCUGUUUGGGCCAGAAGAAGCGAUAUUGGCUUGAUUGGUUCAGGCAUCGAUGCCGAAUCCGGCAAAUGGGUGCAUUCUUAUACUGGAAUUGGUGCCGGGAUUGACAGUUUUUUUGAAUACGCCUUCAAAUCCCAUAUCUUACUAUCUUCUGGCGAUCGCUCCCCCUCGAAUAGCGAGAGCCCUUGGUCAAUAUGGGACAACUAUUAUAUACCUUUAAGCGAGUACGAACAUUCUGCCGACGCCUUCCUUCACGUAUGGGAAGAGUCGCAGGCCUCAAUCAAACACCACCUGUACAGAGGCGAAGGGUAUCAACACCCUCAUUUUAUCCAGGGUGACUUGUUCACAGGCGCCACUCGUGCCUUCUGGAUGGACAGCCUCAGCGCGUACUAUCCCGGCCUUUUGGCGUUGGCAGGAGAGCUCGAGGAUGCCACUGGGAUUCAUCUACUCACAACUGCGGUAUGGACUCGAUUCGCCGGUCUUCCCGAGAGAUGGAACGUUGCCACUGGGGAUAUAGAAGGUGGCCUGACCUGGUGGGGUGGUCGUCCAGAGUUCAUCGAAUCGACCUACUAUCUUUACCGAGCUACCAAGGAUCCAUGGUAUUUGCAUGUAGGGGAAAUGGUUUUGCGAGAUAUCAAGAGGCGAUGCUGGACUAAAUGCGGUUGGGCGGGCCUCCAAGAUGUUCGGAAUGGUGAAUUGAGCGAUCGGAUGGAGAGCUUCUUCCUUGGAGAAACUGCCAAGUACUUGUUUCUUCUUUUCGAUCCCAGUCAUCCAUUAAACACCCUGGAUGCCCCCUUUGUGUUUUCCACCGAGGGCCAUCCCCUCAUUGUGCCCAAGCGCCUUUCUUCGGACCGUUCUCGCCGUAGUCGUGAAAAAUUCUCCGACGAGAAUACUUCUCAGGCGACAUGUCAGAUACCCCCUCUACCCUCCGGUCUAGGCGUAUCGUCAACCGCGGCGCGUCCGGAUAUUUUCCAUGCAGCGAGUCUUGCACGUUUACAUCUCAUGCCGGGUCGGGGUGGAGCUGAAGGCGCUCUACUAGAUUAUGCUUAUGAUCACCCUAGCGUUUCGCUGGCCGAUCUACAAUCACCCAGCAACUACACAUUCUACCCUUGGACAUUGCCACCAGAGCUUGUUCCGUCCAACGGAAUGAGUUCCCCAAUGACCACUCGUCCAACGCUUGAUAUCUCAUUCCCAGCCCUCCCCGGCGUGGUUGCAGGCCCGGGAUCUCUUGAGCGUGUUCGUGAGGGUAUUUUGAUUAAGAACAUUGGCGGCCUUCGGCUGAGUAUGAUCCAAGACCUGCUCUUGUUAAGUUCCUUCGACGGGACUACGACCGAAGGCUUCCGAGUGCAAGUGAUCAACAGUGUACCUUUGGGAAAAGAUGAGAAGGUAUACUUGUCUCACGAAGUUACGUUUGAGGUUUUGGAUCCCACCGAUCCCAACUUCACUUGCGUACGUGACUCGAAUAUUGUUGACAUCGUCGUUGACGUUGGUCCAGAGCCUUUUCGCAAAGUAAACGAUUCACAUGGCCACGGAGAAAAGGGGGCAGUAGCAGGCCUCGAAUCAACGCAACAGCAAUCUAUGACAUUCGACGACAAAAUUGGAGGGAUCACCUCGGCACCAUCCUCUUCAUCAAGUAUGAGGACUGUUUUAUCAUCAUUAAUGAGCCACGUUUCUUCUUUGCUCCGCGAUGAGAGUCCAUCAGGCUCAACGAAAUCGCCAAAAAAAACAUCAUCAUCAUCGCGACUCGUCAUUCCAGCUACGUUACCCACAGGGCUGGGCUCGGCGCCGCUUCCCGACGUCCCAGAUGCUUCCGUGGCCUUCUUUCCGCGUGAUUCGCCUGCUCGUCGUCUGUCCUGGUCUACUAUCUUCUUUGUUGACGAACUUUGUGAUGAACGCCUGCCCAAAGAAGUGGUGCAAACCCACCAGGUUCUCGUCAUCAAACGUGGCGGCUGCAGCUUUUCACAAAAACUGAAAAACAUCGCAGCGUAUCCGCCCUCGCGCUCGGCUUUGAAACUUGUCAUCGUUGUUUCAUAUGACGAUGAUGAUGACGACCCCGAUCUUCCCGUGGCAGCGGCGCAGAAAGACCCCCCAAUAGACUCCACUCAAAGCAAGUCGCCACGGUCAUCGACACCCCAACAACUCGCCGCGCACCGCGCAGAGCCCUAUCUCGUCCGGCCGUAUCUGGACGAACCGCAGAUGACAACAGGGGGCAUCCCACGCCAUCAUCUCAUCAGCAUGGCGAUGGCUGGCGGUGGGGAGGAGACUUAUGAGCUCCUCCGCCGCGCAACUUCCGUGGGUAUCAAGCGGCGGUACACGGUGCAUUCCCAGGGUGUUCCAAUCAAUAACUUGUUUAUUAUAUAA